This is a messenger RNA of Stylophora pistillata, 995 nucleotides long. RefSeq names its product histamine H2 receptor-like. Gene Ontology annotation, biological process: G protein-coupled receptor signaling pathway. Gene Ontology annotation, cellular component: plasma membrane. Lineage: Eukaryota; Metazoa; Cnidaria; Anthozoa; Scleractinia; Pocilloporidae. The record is from RefSeq and is a predicted model, not a curated record. Gene Ontology annotation, molecular function: G protein-coupled receptor activity.
CACAAUUGACUGACAACUUUGAAGCUGUUGCCGAAAUAGUUUGGCAACUGGAUCAGCUGUCUGAGUUUCUUCAACUGCUUAGACUGAUAUUUUGUGAUAUAAAAUCGAAGUUCAUCAGGUGUCUUAUCAACACAGGCAAGAACUCUAUGGCUAACAGCACCAUAAAAAUUACUCCUAAUACCACAAGUGACGAGGAAUGGAUGUCAUACUCUAAAUCCGAGUGUAUUCCGUGGCUUGUUCUGCUCAUCGUUGAAUGUCUGGCCAUAGUCAUCCUUAAUGGCGUCAGUGCUGCUGUACUCUUGAAGAAGCACCAGCUGCAGCGCAGGGGUACAUGCUUGAUCAUCCACCUGGCGAUAGUUGAUCUUCUAGUGGGAGCAGUGGCUGGACCUGUGUUUAUUAACAGGGUAGGAGCUUUCUGUGAUCUGUGGGAGGACACAGUCUGGUCUAAGAAGUACUCUUGGAUGAAUUAUUUUACGAUAGCAUUGGGGCAGUCCCUCCCUAAUUUGUCACUUUUAAAUCUCGCGGUUAUUUCAUUAGAGCGGGUGCAUGCAACCUUUUUUCCUUUCAAGUAUCAUGUCGUUAAGAAAUGGGUCUAUGGAGUUAUAGUUGGUGUAACUUGGUUAAUAUCUGUGACCGCUGCUAUACUGGGGAAAGAUAUAGGCACAAAAGGCCGCCACAUUAUGUAUUUUUCGUUUUUUGCAGUUCUUCUUUUUGUAAUUUCUGUUUCUUACAUCUCAAUUUUUGUCAAAGUCCGUUUCUGUCAUCGUCUCCCAAAUCACGGCUCAUCAAGUGUAAUGGAUCGAAAAUUAACGAAUACGUUGUUUAUGGUGACUCUUGCAUCCAUAUUUACUUGGCUUCCAUUGAUAAUUGGACGAAGCUUAAGCAGUUUGAACCCCCAGUUACUUAAAAACCUUAACCGGAUAAAAAUUGCUGAUAAUCUAAUAAAGUUCUCAGCGCGACGGGUGUCUUGGUUAAACAUAAAAUUUUUAUGCUAA